Xiphophorus maculatus (southern platyfish) is the source of this 2681-nucleotide messenger RNA. RefSeq names its product zinc finger protein OZF-like. Gene Ontology annotation, cellular component: nucleus. Lineage: Eukaryota; Metazoa; Chordata; Actinopteri; Cyprinodontiformes; Poeciliidae. Bases 356 to 1897 code for a protein of 513 amino acids. The transcript is spliced from 2 exons. The record is from RefSeq and is a predicted model, not a curated record. Gene Ontology annotation, biological process: regulation of transcription by RNA polymerase II. Gene Ontology annotation, molecular function: DNA-binding transcription activator activity, RNA polymerase II-specific; RNA polymerase II cis-regulatory region sequence-specific DNA binding.
CUUUUUUUUAUUUGUAGGGUUAGCAGUGGUAGCUUUGCUAUGUUGUGUGAGCUGAAUAUAGCUUUGUUAAGACCACCUUCUGAAUUAGCCUGAGACGUUUGUAUUUUGCGUGGCGAUCAGUCCGUCCUGGGACUCACUAAAGGAUCAUCCACUGACCCAGAGUGACUCCAUCCAAACAGGAGCGGUACCUGGACUGGGUUCCCCGUGGAAAAUAACGUAUAAAGCGAUUGAACAGCUCUGUAAAUACAAUAUCUAUAUAUUUUUUUCAGCUAGUAGGUUGAGUUGAAGGACUCGCCCCCAGUAAAGUUCUCUCAGCAGUCUGGAUUUUUCUGAUCAGGCGAAAUCACGGGGCUGAAUGGAGCUCCCACAGCAUUGUGUCUCAAAGAAAGUGGAGGUUCUCACUGACCAAACGUGGAUUCAGGAGAAAAACUCCAUUUUGGGUCAAAAAGACACUCAAUGGAUGAAGGACGACCAGGAUGAAUUUGAACAAGUGCAGACAAAGGUUGAAAAGGAGGAACCAGAACAAGUGCGGGUAAUGGAUGAUCAGGAUGAAGGAGAACCUCCACAGACAAAAUGUGAAAAGAAAGUACUACAAGUUCUUUUAAUAAGUGAGAAUGAGGGAGAACCAGAACUUCUCCUAGUUAAAAGGGAAAUGGAGGAAUCAGAACUUCCACAAAUAAAGGAUGAACAGGAGGAACUCUGUCUCAAUCUUGAGAAAGAACAGCUUAAACUAAAGCAGGAGACUGAUUCCGUCCCAGUAACUCCUACGUAUACGGAAAGGGAACAUAGGCAACCAGAAGUAAACCGGGUCCAACUGCAUAUCCAAAACCAGGAAAAGAAAGAUUGCACAGACCCAGGAUCAAGUAGUGUGAGUAGUGAGUGUCAGGAAAUUCGAGAUGAUGAUGACAACGCAGACAGAUCAAGUGUAAAAAAACACAAGAAUGAGAAUUUUUCUUCCUGUAAACUUUGUGGUAAAGUUUUAAGCCGUAAUUAUUUAAAUGAACACAUGAGAAUUCACACAGGUGAGAAACCGUUCUCAUGUUUGACCUGUGGAAAGAAAUUUGUUAAAAAAAGUAAUUUAAUAGUUCAUUUCAGAACCCAUUCAGGUGAGAAACUUUUCUCAUGUUUGACCUGUGGAAAAAGUUUUGGCUCAAGUGGAAAUUUAUUUCGGCACUUGAAAACUCACUCAGGUCAGAAGCUUUUUCCAUGUAUUACCUGUGGAAAAAGUUUUAGAGAAAGAGAAACUUUAUUGCAUCACAUGAGAAUUCACACAGGUGAGAAGCCCUUCUCAUGUAUUACCUGUGGAAAAAGUUUCAGGUUGAGAGGAAGUUUAUUUCGACACUUAAAAACUCACACAGGUCAGAAGCUUUUCUCUUGUGUCACCUGUGGAAAAAAUUUUGGAGAAAGACAAACAUUAUCUCAGCACAUGAAAACUCACACAGGUGAGAAGCCUUUCUCGUGUGCAACUUGUGGAAAAUGUUUCAGGCAAAAAGAAACUUUAUCUCGGCAUAUGAGAACUCAUACUGGUGAGAAGCCUUUCUCAUGCUUGAUCUGUGGAGAAAGUUUUAGGCAAAAAGGAGCUUUAUCAGGGCACAUGAGAAUUCACACAGGUGAGAAGCCUUUCUCAUGUAUCAUCUGUGGACAAAGCUUUAGCCAAAAAGAAACUUUAUCUCGACACAUGAGAACUCAUACAGGUGAGAAACCUUUCUCAUGUGGGACCUGUGGAGAAAGUUUUAGGCAACGGGCAGCUUUAUCUCGGCAUAUUAGAACUCACACAGGUGAGAAACCGUUCUCCUGUGUGACAUGUGGAAAAAGUUUCAGCCUGAAAGGAGGUUUGUCUCGGCACUUAAAAACUCAUUCAGGUGAGAAGCCUAUCUCAUGUUUGAACUCUGUCUAAGCGGUGUUUUAAAUCUGCUCAAAGAGCACACAUUCCAGUCAGAAAUAGUUUGUGCUUGUAAAUCAAAUGCCAUUGUUGUGAAUUAUGAAGUAUUAAGGCCAGACUAAUAUUUUUUUUUACUAUGAGAGUCAUAAUAAUGUGACAAUAAAGGCACAAUAUAAAUUAUAUAUGAACUGUAAAGUUACAAGAAAAGAGCUUCUACAGUGUUGUCAAACUCUGUAUAGAAGCAAGACCAUGCGGUUCUUUCUGCAAAAUCAUUAUAUUUCUGUAUAUUAUAGAUAUUUUGCAACUGAUUAUUUGAUUCUGGUGUGUCAAAAGAUUUAGUAUUUCUUUUGUACUGUAAAACCAAUACUAAAGUAAAACUUCACAAGAUGCUAAUUUUAACUACAUUACUACUUUCCCCCCUAAUUUUUCACAUUCUAAUGUUAGUAUUAUGUUAUUGUCUUAUUACAUCUCUAUUCUCAUUACAGCAAUUUUAUUCUUGUAAGCAUUUACUUUAAUUAUAUGACUUUUCUCAUAUUUUUACAUUAUUUUCAUAACUUUGAAAAAAUAUUAGUCUGGCUCUAAUACUCCAUGGUAGUUAAUUGAGUUUUGUAACCCAAAAUGUAAAAGUUGAACAUUUAUGCUUUGUGCACAUGUAGAUGGAAAUGUGUGUAAGUAAAAUAUCUGUAUUAUAUAAAUUUUGGAUUUUUUAGUUAAAAUGUGUAGUAUUAAAUUUUGCCACCUUGUAAACCAAACUGUCUUAAAUUUUUUUUUUAUUUUAUCGUACAUUCGUAGAUUAGAA